Messenger RNA from Elgaria multicarinata webbii, 2455 nucleotides. It is a transcript of the gene ORC3, whose product is annotated as origin recognition complex subunit 3. The transcript has 20 exons. Gene Ontology annotation, cellular component: nuclear pre-replicative complex; DNA replication preinitiation complex; nuclear origin of replication recognition complex. Lineage: Eukaryota; Metazoa; Chordata; Lepidosauria; Squamata; Anguidae. The coding region runs from base 181 to 2325 and encodes 714 amino acids. Gene Ontology annotation, molecular function: DNA replication origin binding. Gene Ontology annotation, biological process: DNA replication; DNA replication initiation. The record is from RefSeq and is a predicted model, not a curated record.
AGGGGGAGUUUGUGGCGGGACGACGAAAGGCAAAGCGCUGAUGCACACAAUCGGAUUCCGCAAGUCUGCCUGCGCUUGCGGCUUCAGGGGAGGAAGCAGCUGUUGUGUCCUCUCACGAAGUUUGGUCGGGUAGCGUGAAACGUGCGCUGGCUCGAGGCCUACGCCCCCACCGCCGCCGCCAUGACCACGUGUUCAGUCUCUAAGGGUUGCUUUGUGUUCAAGCCAAAUUCUAAGAGGACGAAGAUAUCUUCAGCAGCUGAUUACUUCAGUAAAGGUAAUAAUGACUCAGAGGAUCGUGGGCUACGAUUUGAUACCUGUCAGUUGUUAUGGAAACAGAUUAAAUGUGAAACAGAGCAACUUCAAGAGGACCUCAAUAAAAAACUAUUUGAUAACCUCAUAAGAUUUUUGAGACAAUCUCACUCAGACUUCAAAGAGAAGAAAACAGAAUGGGCUUGUCGGAUGAAGUCUAGUGAAAUUCCUACUGCAGCUGUUGUUCUAGGUGUGAACGUUACAGACCAUGACCUGACAUUUAAACGCCUCUCUGAAGUUCUUCAAGAUGAUGUUACUCCUUUUGUUGUGUCACUGAGGUCAAAAGAAUGCCCAGGCAUAAAACACCUUCUGCAGAAGAUGAUGAUUCAACUGAUGGACUGCCAUGUUGAUGUGGACUCAUAUGAAGAAGAAGAAGAAGUAUCUUCCAAGAUCUCCCCAAAUAGGAUACGCUGCUCUGUGGCUUCUCUUACUGCAUGGUAUAGGAACACAACCAAGAAAAUUGAUACUGAAACUUCAUGCAAAAAAAGGACAUUCUCAUCCAGACAUUGGGAGUCUCCUCCAGUUAUUGUUAUUUUCAAGGACAUGGAAAGUUUCACAACCAAAGUUCUGCAAGACUUCAUAAAUAUCAGCAGUCAUUGUAUACAUGAAUUCCCGCUGGUGCUGGUUUUUGGAAUUGCCACCUCUCCAAUGAUCAUCCACAAGUUACUUCCUCACUCGGUUUCCUCUUUGUUAUGUAUAGAACUCUUCCAGUCUCUUUCUUGCAAAGAGCACUUGACUAAAGUAAUUGACAAGCUACUUCUGACAAGCCAAUUUCCCUUUAAACUUAGUGAGAAAGUUCUGCAAGUGCUAAUAAACCUAUUUUUAUACCAUGAUUUCUCGGUUCAGAACUUCAUCAAGGGAUUUCAGCUGUCUCUUUUGGAGCAUUUUUAUUCCCACCCACUCAGUGUGCUGUGCUGUGAGCUGGAAGAAGCUAAGAAGAGAGUAAAUUUUUUAUCACACAGUCAGUGUGAAAAUAUUCGAAGACUGCCAUCUUUUAGAAGGUUUGUGGAAAGUCAGGUAUCAAACAAGCAGACUGUUCUGCUGACAGAUGAUGAAUGUUUAAAGGAAGCAGCACAGGGAUUGCUGCAAGAUUUGCAUACUUACCAUGAAAAUUAUUUCCCAGUUCUGCAGUGCCUUCAUGCUGUUACAUCUUCUCUUCCAAAGUAUCCGUUAGGCAAACAAAUCAGAGAGUUGUACUGUGCAUGUUUGGAGAAGAGAGUGUGGGAAACUGAAGAAUAUGAGUCAGCCAUUCAGCUGGUGAGGAUGUUGGCCAAGGAUGAGUUGGUGGCCAUUCUUGAAAAAUGUAUAGCGAUUCUUGCAUCCUUUCCUGCAAAACAUCUUGGAAACCCUUCAGAAAAAAUGGAGGAGUUCUUGGGCCGACUUAGAAAUCCUGAAGCCGAAACCAAUGAUGAUCAAGAGAAAUCUAUAUCCUCACUAAAAGAACUUCAGAAGAAGACAGACCUCUAUCAUCUUCAAAAGACUCUGUUGGAGAUGAAAGAAUCCAGAAGACUUAAGAAACUAACACAGUUUGAAAUGCUUCGUUUUGAAGUUGCUGACUUUAUAGAUGGCCUUGUGAAGAAUUACCUUGCUCCUGCAGAGAUGCAGACAUUGCAUGAGGUGAUGUAUUUCAGUGCAGCGAAUACCCUCCGCGAACAUCUGAACGCUGCCCCGCGUGUCGCUCUUCACACUGCUCUCAACAAUCCAUACUUCUACAUGAAGCAUGAAUCCUUGAAAAGUGAUGCUGGAUCCAUUUCUAAUACUGCUCCUGACAUUUGUAUAGCAUACAAGCUGCAUUUGGAGUGUGGCAGAUUAAUUAACCUUGUUGACUGGUUAGAGGCUUUUUCAACAGUUGUAACAGCAGCUGAAAACCCAAAUUCGUUGGUCAAGGACCACAUAGAAGAUGUUAUCCAUGCUCGUUUCAUUAGAGCAGUCUCAGAAUUGGAACUUUUGGGAUUCAUAAAGCCUACCAAGCAGAAAACGGACCAUGUGGCAAGGUUGACAUGGGGCAGUUGCUAAUAUGGAUUCUACUGACAGGAAGGAAAUCCUUUUAAACAAAACUUUGUAUGGUAUCAACAGUGCUAUCCAUUGGCUUUCAUUAUAGGCAAACACUAUUUUGCCAGUAACACUGACUGUAAUAAAGUACAUG